Molecule: messenger RNA, 2672 nt
Organism: Chelonoidis abingdonii (Abingdon island giant tortoise)
Lineage: Eukaryota; Metazoa; Chordata; Testudines; Testudinidae
Biological process (GO): positive regulation of Wnt signaling pathway, planar cell polarity pathway; positive regulation of canonical Wnt signaling pathway
Cellular component (GO): extrinsic component of cytoplasmic side of plasma membrane
Molecular function (GO): phosphatidylinositol-4,5-bisphosphate binding; phosphatidylinositol-3,4-bisphosphate binding; phosphatidylinositol-3,5-bisphosphate binding
Source: RefSeq, a predicted model, not a curated record
GGUCCCGGCUGGGGACACUGCUGGGGGGAAGCUCGCAGCUUUUCACCGGCCUUUGCCAUGGGGCCUUGCUAGCCGUCACUCUCACCCCCUAGCACAACCCUCCCCCCCCAGCUGUGCCCAGGCCUCCCAUCCCCAUCCCAAUGCCCAGGCCAGGGGCAUGAAUGGCUCCAUUCAUCCGCUGCCGCCCCCCGCCCCCGGGAAUCUGGGGCUGCUGCUAGUUCAGGUCCUGCUUUGUUCUCCCACCCACGGGCCACCCUGGACCCUGCGCGCUGGGUCAGGGGAGACCUCAGCCUGUCUGCCUGCUGUGAGCUUCCCUGGAGCGGUGCCCCAGCUGGAGACCCCAGUGUUGCGAACUUCCUGCAGCAGUGCCCCCAGCUGGAGACUCCAGUGCUAUGAACCUCCCCACAGCAGUGCCCCAGCUGGAGACCCCAGCGCUGCGAACUUCCCCAGAGUAGUGCCCCAGACAGGCACCCAGGUGCUGUGAGCUUACCUGAAGCGAUGCCCCAGCUGGAGACCCCGGUGCUGCGAACUUUCCUGCAGCGGUGCCCCCAGUCGGGGACUCCAGUGCUGUGAGCUUCCCCGCAGCAGUGCCCUGACGCCCCAGGCUCAUGUUCUGUUCCAGACGUGGGCUGGGCUGGCCGGGAGCCAUGGCCGAUGGGGAACGUCCCAGGAGCAGCCUGAGCCAGGCCAGCAGCGUCCUCACCAUCUCCUCCGUCAGCCUGGGGGCCGCCAAGCCAUCACGCUCCCUGCGGAGGGUUCACACCUUUGGGAAAAGGGAAAAUUCCAUCAAGCGGGACCCCAACGCUCCCGUUGUCAUUCGGGGCUGGCUCUGCAAACAGUUCACAGACCGGGUUUACCCCUCCCUGGGGGCCACCCCGCCCCGCGCCCGUCUCCACGGCCGAUUGAUCUCCCCACAUUCGGCCUCCUCCGGCUACCUCCACCUGCCCCCGCUGCCCCCAGUCACCAGCCGCCCCCUAGGGAAGAGGACCUCACUGGGAGCUCCGCCCCGGACCGUGGCCCCUCUGUCCCGGGACAGGACCCUGCUGGCGCUGCCCAGGGCUGAAAGUGACACCGAUAUUCUCCUGACUAAACUCUGCGGCCAGGACAAGCUGCUUCGGGGGCUGGAGGAGGAGACGGGGCAGCUGCGGGCUGAGAAGGAGAGGCUGGAGAAGGCCCUGGAGCUGCUCCGGCACCAGCUGCACGAAUGCCAAGGCCAGGAGCUGGCGGAGGAGAAAAUCUGGUACCAGCAGAGGCGGCUGCAGGACGAGCUGGUGCAAGUGAGAGCCCGGCUCUGCGACCUGGCACUGGCUGUGCCAGCUGGAGGCCGGGAAGAGGACCGAGCAACGAGGGGAGACGCCUGGGGCUCCUGGCCCCCCCAGAGCCCCUCUAGAAAGGGGGCCGGGUCCCCCGGGCUGGACAGAGGGCGCCCCCUGCAGGAGACGGAUGUCGCAGCACCAGGUCUCAGCUCGCUUCCAGCCACCCCCCACUCGCCCCAGAGCCCCAGCCCAGGCCCCCAGGAGCCCCAAGAGCAGAGAACUGAGGAGCUGCCAGCCAAGGCGAUCACUAUGGACCCCCCUGGUCCCCACCGGGCCCGGAUGAGCGUCCAGGAGCAGCUGGAGCGGAUGCGCCGGCACCAGGAAGGCCAGAGGCAGCAGGGGAGGGGCAGGCCGAACCCCUGGGGCUCCCAGCAGGGCUCGCUCCGGGCCAGCGCCAGCCGGCUCCCUCUUCCGACUCACCCCUCCGACCUUGGGCCAGAGCCGACUCAGACCCACACGGAGCCACCACUGAAGGGGGGCCAGACCAGUGGGCCCUGGGGCUGGUCUCCCCCACCCCUCGAGAGAGACCGCCACCGGGUCAUCACCCUGGCGUACGCACUAGCCACCGAGGCUUCCGAACGCAGCAAACUCAUCACAGGGAAGAACCCGCCUGAACCCCAGUUGAGGGCCAAUCCGGACCCACCCCCAGGGCCGCUGGAUGCAGUGACCAAUCAGCACGUGCUGUUUACUCCCACACUCCCCUGGGGGCACCCAGAAGCCAAUCACGUGGAGGCAGAACCAUGUGGCCCAGCCAAUCGGAACACAGCAUUUAGCAGUAAUUCAGUGCAGCAGGCAGGAGCGGCCAAUCAGGCAUCGUCUGUUGCUGAGCUUUCCAAUUGGUUCUCACCAUUGCCUGAAGCAGCCAAUCACUCAGCACGCCUGUCAGAAGCAGCCAAUCCAACAUCGCUCCUGUCCAAGGGGUCUCAUUGGGCACCCCCUUUGCCCACAUUGGCCAAUCAGACAUCGACCUCACACGAGACAUCCAAUCGGGAGUCGCCUUUGCUCUGGGCCGCCCAAAAGGAAUGUGGGGAUUGGGUGGCAGAGCAAAGAAUUGUGGGUAACAAAGGCGUGGCCAAUGGCAGGUGUCAGGGGUGGGGCGGGCGUGCUGUGCCCAGACAGGUGGUGGCGUACCUGGGCGAGGGGAGCCAGCCAAUCAGGAUCACCCUACUGCAGUCCAGCUUCUAGCCCAUUGGCUGAGAGGCAGGGUCAAGUCCCACCCCCUCUGCCACGUCCCCUGGGGGGGGCUUUAAGGGGGGCUCAGAGGUUUGGGGUUCUGCUCCCCCCCGCCCUGCUGGUGCCCCUCACUCCCGACCCGCAGCCCCCUGCUCGCCCAGCCCUGGGCUCCCCCCUGCCCUG